This is a messenger RNA of Synchiropus splendidus (mandarinfish), 3151 nucleotides long. RefSeq names its product meteorin, glial cell differentiation regulator (gene metrn). Bases 1274 to 2182 code for a protein of 302 amino acids. Gene Ontology annotation, molecular function: hormone activity. The transcript is spliced from 4 exons. Gene Ontology annotation, biological process: positive regulation of axonogenesis; glial cell differentiation. The record is from RefSeq and is a predicted model, not a curated record. Lineage: Eukaryota; Metazoa; Chordata; Actinopteri; Syngnathiformes; Callionymidae.
GUCGGCUGUUUUAACAUCACUCUCUUGCGGCACAAUAGUGGAUCAGCUGUAGUUUUGUCAUAUUUAUAGAAGCAAUAUUUUGAUAUUAUCAAUCACUUAAACUAAUGGUUAAAGAUUAUUAUGAAUUUUCACCUCGCCAGGAUGUGGAAACAAUUGGAUUUAAACUGCUGAUAAGAUAAGAAAAACAAAUGGCAUGGUACGUUAACUCCUAAUGUGCCAUGAAAAAAAUGAAGAUUGAUGUGGAACAUCAGACACAGUCAGUGGUGAAUAUAAACAAAGAUGUCUGCACUGUGUGAUGCAUGUGUUACUAUGGUCUUGUCGUGGGUCGUCUGCGCACAGGGAAAAUAUGUGAGUAGAGAUUGAUGCAUUCUUCCUUGGCUUUUUGUAGAAUUCUAAUUGAAACUACUAUUUGUUGUGUUUUAAAAUGGAUGUUUACUGGCUGAUGUUUGAUCCAACAAGGAUAUAAAGAAGGAUACAUUAUGUUUAUUGUUUGUCAUAUUCAAAAUACAGCAGCUUGCACUAUAGUUGAUAAACUAGACCAAAGAAAUUAUAUGCAAAAUAAUAAAAAGCCAUUCAAAUUUAAAUUCGAGAUAUUAAUAAAAAAAAACCUUUGAAAAAAAACUUUUAAACAUGCAGUUAUAGAUUAAGCUUGCUCUGCCAAUAUUGUGAUAUAUUCUCAAGAAGAGUAGCGAAAUUGCAAAACAGCAUCUUGCUUUUGUAUUAAAACAAUAUUAUGGUAAAAAGCUUCAAUAGUUGAAGUAUAAUAAAUACAGAUUAUUAUUUUCAGUGAACAAUGUCUAUAGAACGAUGUAUCAAAAUGACGUAGAAAUAAUACUUGAUGGUUGUAUGAAGAGAUGAAUACUCGAUAUGAAGCCGGAGGAGCCAUGAAUUCCUAUACUCGACUGAGGCAUCACUAACAGAUUCAGCCCUCCGCAGACUCACAAUGGUGAAGAGCAGCGCACUCGCGACAUCCCCCACCCCCCUGUCCUCCCCCUCCCUCCCUCCCUGUGUGAGAGGUUUAAAGUUUCUGUGGUCGGGCUCUGAUUGGUGGCUGAAGUUUUUCCAGCCAGGGAAUAAGUUGGGGAGUUUCUUCCGGGCAGCCACUCGCACACACUCCUGGAGUUGAGGAGAGGUCGGCGGUUGUCUUCCAGUCACCGGUGUGAGGGAACUAUGGACGACCGCGCGUUAUAGCUGCGCACAGUUGGAACUAAAUCAGUACCAAGAUUCUUUUGGUUUUUUUUUCUCUUUAUCUGUCUCCGUCGGUUUUUUGAAGAUGUCUUCUUUGGGAAUUUACUCGACCUGGAUUGUACUUUUUGUCAUGUUUGAAGCAGCUCUGUGCAACUAUUCGGAGGACCAGUGCAGCUGGAGGGGAAGUGGUCUGUCGCAGCAGCAGGGCAGCGUGGAGCAGAUAUCCCUCCACUGCUCUGAGGGAACCCUGGACUGGCUGUACCCCAAAGGUGCCCUGCGCCUCUCCCUGUCGCCUCGCCUGCCCUCUGUGGCCAUCGGCCCCGGGGGCAGCAGCUCAGGGCUCAUCACGGCCUGCGUCAAACCUUCCGAGCAGUUCCACGGCGCCCAGCUCUACCUGGAGAGAGAUGGGGUGCUGGAGCUGCUGGUGGGCGACCGUCUGGAGUCCUCCCCGCCUCCGAGGGUGCGCUGUUUCAGCCGGGCACCUGGGGAGAAGGUGGCUCUCUUCCUGCAGGCCACGCCGCACCAGGACAUCAGCAGGCGGAUCGCUUCAUUCCGGUACGAGCUGAGGGGGGACUGGACCGCCCGGCUGUCUCUGGACUCCAACCGCCUCAGCAAUGUUGAUGCCUGCCGACCCUGCAACAACACUGAGAUUCUGAUGGCCGUCUGCACCAGUGACUUUGUUGUGCGAGGAAACAUCAAGUCGGUGGAGGACGACGACAACUUGCGAGCGGCGGUGAUUAAAGUCAGCGCCACGCGAGUGUUUCGCCAGAAGUACACACUCUUCACCAAAAACAGCCGACUGGGCAGCCGUGGGGAAAUUCGGACUCUGCUGCAGUGCGGGGUCAAACCGGGCCCCGGCAGCUUCCUCUUCACCGGGCGGGUCCACUUUGGCGAGGCCUGGCUGGGCUGCGCGCCGCGCUACAAAGACUUCCAUCACGCUUACAUGACGGCGAAGGCGGCGCAGCAGAUCCCCUGUGAACUGCCUGUAGACUGAGGCGGCCGUGUCUCUCACAGCGUGUCUCUCACACAGAACCAAGGCCGAAGUGACGGCCGGGUUUGUCUCCCUAGACUUGGAAGACGCCGUGAAGAUGUGGUGGAGGCUGCCACAGUGGCGCCGUGUGUCCAAAGAUACGAGGAGUGUCUCCACACCGUUUCAGUGCAAUACACGGAGAGCAGGUCCUCAACACUUGUGACAGCUGGAGGGUGAAGAGGACGGAUGUAGAGUACGUCAUUGGCUGAAAACUCAGGAAGGUUACUGCCUCUGACAUGCCUGUACGCAAGCUUGCCCAAGGUGGCGCAAGUGAAAAUGUCUACCUGUUCCAGUGUUCGCCGAAUGUGAGGCUGGACACUGUUUAGAGCAUUGUAUUUUGCUGGCCUGCACAGAGGUCGAACUCAGUGUUACUACAACCUCUAGAAGAGAGUAGGGGGAGCGUUGCACUGAUGCAUUAAAGGGAAAUGACCUGAGGAGUGAUGCUGCAAUCACUGAAAACCAAAUGAGCAAAUAUAUGUAGCAUAGCAGAGAGAGAGAGUCUAAUAUAUGUCAGCGCCGCUGCAGCCACAGCAGCUGAAACUGGUGCUGAGAGCACUUUCACAUUGUAGCCAACUCAGAGAUUUCACUCUCUGUCGGCCAAAUUGGGACCGUUGGUACCACAGCGGCUCAUGUCACUUCCACUGACAGGUUCUUAUUUGUAUGGAAUGAAAUAAAUGACUGCUCAUCAGCUCAUCUGGCUGCGGAAAACAUCGAAGCUGUUUCAAUACAUAUCAUGCACUGUAUCAACAGGAAAUCAAACCAAAACUGGAAAGCUGGAGUGAUUCAAGCCUGCACUGCCAUUUGACAUGUUUUUAGUGUAUAAAUACAUAUAUAUAUAUGAAUGUAAAUAUGUGAUUAUGAAGCUGAUGUGUCCUGUGGAUAAGAGUGUCUCAGUAUUGAUGUGUGUCCGUACACGUGUAUGUGUUUCUAAAA